CCUCAUUCUCAAGCAAGCUCAAAAGUAGCGAUGCGUGCCAUGCAAAUUAUCCGUCGCGUUGCGGCAGCCCGUGCGCUGCCGUCAGCUGCCCGCCUGGCCCCGCGUGCCGCCGCUCCCUUCCUCUCCAACUCGCUAGUGGCCACUCGUCAGCCGCUGCGCACGUUCGCCUCGGACGGCGACGAUUUCUUCCUUGAGGACGACGAGGAAGAUUCGUUCGUGCAGUACCCGCCCGUUGCCGCGCGCGUGCAGCACCAGGCGCCGCAAUUUACGGCCCAAGCCGUGGUAAACGGUGACAUCGCGGAUGUGUCGCUGGACACGUACCGCGGCCAGUACGUGGUGCUGUUCUUCUACCCCAAGGACUUCACGUACGUGUGCCCCACCGAGAUCAUCGCAUUUAACGACCGUGCCGAGGAGUUUAAGGCGCUUAACACGCAGCUGAUCGCCGUGUCCUGUGACUCGCCUGAGAGCCACUUGGCCUGGACGCGUCUGCCGCGCAACAAGGGCGGGUUGGGCAAGAUGGACAUCCCUAUUGUCUCGGACAUCACUAAGGUCAUCUCGGCUAAGUAUGGUGUUCUAGUGGAACAGGCCGGUGUGGCCCUGCGUGGCCUGUUCAUCAUGGACAAGGAGGGCGUUCUCCAGCAGAUCACCAUCAACAACAUGCCCAUUGGCCGCAGUGUCGACGAGACUCUGCGUCUCAUUAAGGCUCUGCAGUUCGUCGAGGAGCACGGCGAGGUGUGUCCGGCCAACUGGCAGCCUGGUGACAAGACCAUUAAGGCCACGCCUACGGACAGCCACGAGUACUUUUCCACGGUCAAGGACGACGUCGACGACGACGACGCAACUGUGCUGACGCUCGUGAAGGAUAAGGCCCAGUUCCAGGCUCUGAUCAAGAGUGGCAAGCCCGUCGUGGCUGACUUUAUGGCCCCGUGGUGCGGAAAAUGCGCUCAGAUUGCUCCGUUCUUCGCAGACCUGGCGGAGGCCCACCCGGAGGUGACGUUCGCCAAGCUGGACGUGUCCAUUCCCGAGGUGGAGAAAAUCAAGGACGAGCUUGAGGUCGGCGCGUACCCGGAGUUCCGCUUCUUCAAGGACGGCAAGGAGGUCCACGAGAAGAUUUCUGGCUACAAGAAGUCGCUGCUCAAGAGCGCCGUGCAGAAGUUGCUCUAAGUCUCAAUAUGAGCUCUUGAGUUGCUUUAUUUUUCAGCAAACAUUUUCAAUAACAAAACGCAAAAAUGUUCUUUUGAAAAAGCUUUUUUUUGGUAAAAAUGGACCUAUGCAUUCUCGUAGCGAGCGCGGGCUAGUCGCUGUCGACGUUCCUUGUCGGAGGUGACAUCGGAGAGGUCCACUGUGGCUGAGAGUGGCGCCUUUAAGCCAAGUCCAGCGGUGUCACUCCGUCCGCCUUGUCCGGCUGCAUCGAUCGGUGCCGUGAUGCCUGUGCCAUGCUUGCCUAGACCCUCUCCGCUCUUCCAUCCCAUCAUCUUGAGCAUCUUGCCACCGAUUCCAGACUCCAGAGAGAUAGCACUAGGCUCUGGAGUUGGGCUGCUGGCUGGAAGCACACUCCCGUUGCUGACAGUAGCCGAAGCACUUUCUUCUUGUCGCUGCUUUUUGGCAUCUCGUUCCAUCUCCUUCUCGUGCUC
Phytophthora infestans T30-4 is the source of this 1634-nucleotide messenger RNA. RefSeq names its product thioredoxin-dependent peroxide reductase, putative. Gene Ontology annotation, molecular function: thioredoxin peroxidase activity. NCBI's taxonomy places the organism in Eukaryota, Oomycota, Peronosporomycetes, Peronosporales, Peronosporaceae. Gene Ontology annotation, biological process: hydrogen peroxide catabolic process; cell redox homeostasis; response to oxidative stress. The record is from RefSeq and is a predicted model, not a curated record. Gene Ontology annotation, cellular component: cytosol. Bases 31 to 1164 code for a protein of 377 amino acids. The transcript has a single exon.